This is a messenger RNA of Penicillium odoratum, 756 nucleotides long. Its product is annotated as SUR7/PalI family protein. Gene Ontology annotation, biological process: fungal-type cell wall organization. The record is from RefSeq and is a predicted model, not a curated record. Lineage: Eukaryota; Fungi; Ascomycota; Eurotiomycetes; Eurotiales; Aspergillaceae. Gene Ontology annotation, cellular component: cell cortex of cell tip; plasma membrane. The transcript is spliced from 3 exons. Bases 1 to 756 code for a protein of 251 amino acids.
AUGGCUCCGCCUGAUUUCAAAGCUCUAUUCCCCGCGGGGGCAGCGUUCAUCGCAUUCAUCCUCACUCUCCUCUGCCUGUUCGCGGGAACCCAAAGGAACCUGCUCGACAACGCCGACCUUCUCACCCUCUACACCCCCGAAGGCGGAUCCACCAAUGUCCUCGAGUUCUAUUCCAUUCAUGUCAUGUCAUACUGCCAAGGAACAUUAGGGACGGUCGAGCCAGGUACACCAGGCAGCGCGCGCAACGUGACGCAGUGUUCGGACCGCCAGAUUCUUUUCUCAUUUGAUCCGACCGACGCCUGGUCGGAAGCCACUACACAUGAGUCAACACUAGAAUGGCCACGGGUGAUCAGCGACGACUUCCACGCCUUUCGACUGACCACUCAGUCGAUGACAGUGCUGUACUGUAUCGGGGUGAGCGCGAUGGGCGCAGCUCUCCUCGUGCGGGUGUCGUCAUUCAUCGCGAAGAGGGUGCAGCAGGGAGUAUUUGAGUUUGGAUUUUUAGUGCUGGGAUGCCUAAGUAUAAACAUAGCGUCUAUUAUUGCGACGGUGGUAGCGUUUGAAUUUGUGGCUUUGAUCAAUGCCCACGGGGAUGGAUCCAACGUGUCGGCUAGCUACGGGUCAAAGUUCCUCGGCAUGACUUGGGCGGCUGCUGGGUUAUUGUUGGCGGGAUGCAUCGCCAGUUUCGUUAAUGUUUUUGUCCGGGGAUCGCACGUGGAGGUAGCUCCGGCCCCGAAAGACGAGGAGGAGGGGUAA